AUGGACACUUUCGCGGUUCUGGCUCUUGCAACCGACCCUCCCACGUCCGAUUUACUUGAUAGGAAACCUUCGAGCCACAGAGGAGAAGCAUUGUUGAAUUACGGGGAUGAUCAGUUGCAAACUUUAUUUUUUAAUACGUUUGUGUUCUUGCAAAUAUUCAACAAGCUGAACAUAUUCAAGGGAAUUUUGGCUAAUCAAUUCUUUAUGUUUAUAUUCGUUCUGAUGGUUAGCGGACAAGCAUUGAUAGUUAACUAUGGCGAGCUUGCAUUCCAAAUGAUUAGCUUAAACGGAGAACAAUGA
Messenger RNA from Paraglomus brasilianum, 300 nucleotides. NCBI's taxonomy places the organism in Eukaryota, Fungi, Glomeromycota, Glomeromycetes, Paraglomerales, Paraglomeraceae. The record is from the annotation of a GenBank genome assembly.